AUGGGAGACCUCCAACCAGAAAUCCGUCUUGGCAACUCAUCAGGAUCGUCGUUGCCUAGCCUCCUCGAUGCAACGCUUGACCAACUUGCCGAGGGGCUGAAGAGUCGUCAGUUCACCAGUGUUGAGCUGACCAAAGCAUAUCUGGCACGCAUCGAGCAAGUAAACGAAGCAGUCCACGCCGUCGUCGAAACAAACCCCGACGCGCUCAACAUCGCCAAGAGUCUCGAUGAAGAGAGAGCUUCCGGCUCAAUUCGAGGCCCGCUUCAUGGAAUCCCAGUUCUGAUCAAGAACAACAUCGCCACCCAUGACAAGAUGGACACGACAGCCGGGUCACAGCUCCUCAUCGGCGCAACUGUCCCCCGAGACGCCUUGGUCGCGCAGAAACUUCGUGAAGCCGGAGCCAUCAUCCUGGGCAAGACCAACAUGUCCCAAUGGGCCAACUACCGCGCUCGCGACUAUAGUAUGAACGGCUGGUCAUCCCACGGAGGCCAAACACUCGCUGCAUAUCACAUCAACCAAUGUCCCUCUGGAAGUUCCAGCGGUAGCGGAGUAGCAGCUGACUUGGGUCUUGCGUGGGCGGCGCUGGGAACUGAGACGGAUGGAUCGAUUGUCUGUCCGGCAGAGAGGAGUGGCAUCGUGGGGAUCAAGCCUACGGUCGGUCUAACAUCCAGAGCUCUCGUCAUCCCAAUCUCAGAGCACCAAGACUCCGUCGGGCCCAUGGCAAGGACAGUCAAGGACGCAGCGUAUCUGCUACAGGCCAUCGUCGGAAAGGAUCCUCACGACAAGUACACGGCUGAAAUACCUCACAUACCAGAUUACGUCGCCGCAUGCAAAGACACCCUGUCAGGAGCCCGAAUAGGCGUCCCCUGGAAAGCCAUCGAGCAAAGCCUAGAAAAGGACGCGCACCUUGAUUCAGAAGUCCAAGUCUUUAGAGAGACGCUCGCCAUCCUAGAAGCCGCCGGCGCAACCAUUGUCGAGGCCAACUACGAUUCAUCGAUAAAGGACAUCCGUGAUGCCGAAAAGGUGAUUAUGAGGGCGGACUUCUUCGCCAAUGUGGCGUCGUAUCUGGCGCAAUUGACAUCAAACCCAAGUGACAUCCACACUCUCGCCGACAUACGCGAGCAGACGCAGAAACACCCCCUGGAGACGUAUCCUCAGCGUGACACGGGCAUCUGGGACGACAUCCUGUUUGAGCAGAAGUGGGACAAUACCGACCCUCAGUUCCAGCAGGUGUAUGAGCGUCUUCAGGAGCUCGGUGGUCCUGGCGGUCUUCCGGGGGUCCUGGAACGGCAUAAUCUUUCCGCAGUAGUGAUGCCCACGAGCAUGGCUCCGAUGUGGGCUGCCGUGAUCGGUGCCCCGGCCAUAACGGUGCCGAUGGGCCAUCACUCGGAGACGGAACCGGUGCACGAGGACGGCGAGUUGGUGGAGACGGGGCCGGGAGUGCCUUUUGGGCUGAGCUUCCUAGGGGCCAAGUGGUCUGAGGAGACCCUGAUUGGAUUGGCCUUUGGGUUUGAAGAGAGAACCAAGGUGCGAGGCCGUCCGGUGAAGAGAGUGGUUGUGCCGACGGCAGAGAUAUGACUAGGCAUAUAAAAGAAGUGAUUUAUAGAAUUCGGACAGUUGUUU
Molecule: messenger RNA, 1623 nt
Organism: Trichoderma virens Gv29-8
Lineage: Eukaryota; Fungi; Ascomycota; Sordariomycetes; Hypocreales; Hypocreaceae
Exons: 5
Coding region: 1-1578 (525 amino acids)
Source: RefSeq, a predicted model, not a curated record